AAAAAUUAUUAUACUUAUCAAUAUUAAAUACUCAAAUGCCUGCUCAAGUUGUACCGAUCACUCCUGAAGCUAUCCCUACUGACUUAUUUUUAAGAAGAACCUAUGAAGAAGAAGGUCUUGAAGCUGCUCUCUUGCUCUUAAACAAGCAUCUUGACAUGUGUGAAGCUUCUGGCGCUGGUCGUAUAGAGUACAUGCUCUUUAAUGAACAAGUCUCUCGCGAAGAAUUCGUAGAAUCCAUGAUACAAGACCUUCAAGACACUCCUGCUGAUGGCCAUAUCACUAUCACGCCAUUUGAUUUGAAUACUGGUGAAGAAUACAGCCACACGAGGCCCAUCAUGGAUGCUCUGGAGAACACCGAUGACCUCUUUGCCUUGUUAUUUGAAUCUAUCACAUAUGGUAAUGAUCAAGAUCCCCAUCCUAAUGUUCACAGGGAAUUUAUGAUCCAAGUAUACGAACAAUAUUGUGACGUAGUCAAGCAAAUUAUCGACCUGAAAACUUUGAAAGAACAAAUUACCACGCGCUGA
Rhizopus microsporus ATCC 52813 is the source of this 524-nucleotide messenger RNA. RefSeq lists its product as uncharacterized. The transcript has a single exon. Lineage: Eukaryota; Fungi; Mucoromycota; Mucoromycetes; Mucorales; Rhizopodaceae. The record is from RefSeq and is a predicted model, not a curated record. The coding region runs from base 36 to 524 and encodes 162 amino acids.